This is a messenger RNA of Topomyia yanbarensis, 1276 nucleotides long. RefSeq lists its product as uncharacterized. Lineage: Eukaryota; Metazoa; Arthropoda; Insecta; Diptera; Culicidae. The record is from RefSeq and is a predicted model, not a curated record. Gene Ontology annotation, biological process: DNA integration. The transcript has 2 exons. Gene Ontology annotation, molecular function: nucleic acid binding. The coding region runs from base 28 to 1164 and encodes 378 amino acids.
GCAAUCGGAUUAGCACAUCAAGGCCACAUGGGGGCAGCGUCAAUGAAGCGUAUCCUGCGAAACCACUUUUGGUGGCCCGGAAUGAGUAGUGACGUGCAGAAGCAUGUUAAUGGUUGCGAGACAUGUCUAAGGUUGUCAAAAAAGAAUGCACCACUUCCACUCACAAGUAGAGAGCUCCCACAGGGACCGUGGGAAAUCCUGCAGAUUGAUUUUUUUACAGACAAUGACUUCGGCUUUGGUGAAUUCUUGGUGUUAGUCGAUACUUACUCUAGGUAUCUACAAGUGAUCGAAAUGAAAAACAUGGACGCAGAUACGACCAAUGCAGCUCUGGCCAAAAUAUUUGAAGUAUGGGGCUACCCUUUGGCAAUCCAGAGUGAUAACGGGCCACCAUUCCAGAGUAAUAAAUUCAUAAAGACAUGGGAAGAUAGAGGUGUUAAGAUCCGUAAGUCCAUCCCGCUAAGCGCUCAAUCGAACGGCGCUGUUGAGAGACAGAACAGUGGUAUCAAAAAGACCUUGGCAGCGGCUCGAUUGGACAAUGUAAAUUGGAGAAAAGCUCUAGAACAGUACGUCCAUACACACAACAAAAUUAGACCUCUAUCCCGUCUAGGAGUAACCCCCUUUGAAUUAUUAGUGGGCUGGAAAUUCCGUGGUACCUUUCCUGGUCUCUGGAACACCAACUCUCAAGAGACACUAGAUCGCACUGACAUUCAACAAAAAGACGCAGAAUCAAAGCUCCAAAGCAAGAAAUAUGCCGACGCCCGCCGAGGAGCAAAAGUUUCUGAUAUUAAAGUGGGAGAUACUGUAUUGUUGGCACAGCAAAAAAAACAAAAAUCAGAUCCAACGUUUUCUGCGGAACGUUUCACUAUAAUCGCAAGGGAUGGAGCAAAAGUUAUCCUUCAAAGUGAGCGAGGAGUUCAGUAUUCUCGCAAUGUCCAAGAUGUGAAGAAAGUACCGGAAUUCCUCGAGGAACCCACAGAGAGAAGUACGCCAGAGAAACAUGCAGAGGAGACGUAUAACUUAAAUCUGGAUAACCAUGGAAGUUUGUCUGACAUCAAUCUAAGCAAUACUGAAAACAUCGACGAAGACACCCAUCAACGGCCAAAGAGAUUAACAAAAAAACCAAACAGAUUUGAUGAUAUGGUACUAUACCAUAUUUUUGAAUAGAUAUAGGCGAAACAAUUCAAUACGAACGACGACUGCGAUAUCUAUCCUGGGAAUUGGCGAGAAUGGAAGAAACUAAGAACAAAAACACAUAUUAUACUUUAGGAAAGCUAAA